AUGGCCGUCAAGCUCGCCCCCGUGCUCGCGGAGUUCGUCGCUUUGCUCCUCUUCGUCUUCAUCUGCUGCGGCUGCGCGACGGGCGUCGCCGGCGAGGCCGGCUGGGUCCAGCAGGUGUCGCUGACCUUCGGCCUCUGCAUCACGGUGCUCGCCUACACGAUCGGCCACUACUCCGGCGGCCAGAUCAACGGCGCCGUGACCGUGGGCCUCAUGGCCGCGGGCGAGCUCGAGCCCCUCCAGGGCGUCUGCAACAUCUUCGGCCAGCUCUGCGGCUCCCUCGUCGGCGCGGGCCUGCUCGGCGCGAUGGUCAAGAAGGAGAGCGACCUCACGGGCGGCCUCGGCUCCAACGGCGUCGGGUCCGGCUUCAGCAACUCCCAGGCCCUGCUCGGCGAGAUCGUCAUGACCUUUUUGCUCAUGUACGUCGUCCUCGAGACCGCCGUGUCGAAGACGAACAACAAGGGCGACUUCGCGCCGAUCGCCAUCGGCUUCGCGGUCUACCUCGGCCACGUCGUCCUCAUCCCCAUCGACGGCUGCUCCAUCAACCCGACGCGCUCCUUCGGCCCCGCCGUCGUCGCCACGGUCCAGGACCGCGGCUCGAAGCACUUCGAGGACUUCUGGGUCUUCGUGCUCGGCCCCGUCAUCGGCGCGCUCCUCGCGGUGGCCCACUUCAAGGCCAUGACCAAGGCCGCGCCGGAGGUCCCGCCGGAGGACACGAAGAUCGAGCUCCCGAGCCGCGACGAGGAGGCCUAG
Messenger RNA from Aureococcus anophagefferens, 750 nucleotides. RefSeq lists its product as hypothetical. Gene Ontology annotation, cellular component: plasma membrane. The record is from RefSeq and is a predicted model, not a curated record. Gene Ontology annotation, molecular function: water channel activity. The transcript has a single exon. NCBI's taxonomy places the organism in Eukaryota, Pelagophyceae, Pelagomonadales, Pelagomonadaceae. The coding region runs from base 1 to 750 and encodes 249 amino acids. Gene Ontology annotation, biological process: transmembrane transport.